AGCCCGGCCCUCAGCAUCUUAGUGAGACCCUGUCUCAAAAAUUUAAAAGGGAAGUGGAUGUAGCUCAGUGGCAAAGCGCCCUGGUAUUACAUUCCCUGUAUAUUAAUGAAAGCCCCAAAGGCAUUAAGAUAUAUAUGUUUGGAUCUCAGAUGAGGGGUCUGGACUAGAGAUAUAGAUUUAAGAGUCACUGAAGGUAGAGGUGGUGGUUGCAGGCAAGGAAAUUAAUGAAGAUGACCCCAGUUACUUAUGGAGUGUAAGAAAUGAAAAGAGCCUAAGAAAAAAUUCUGGGGAUAGGUUCACUGUUCAAGAAAGGCAGAAGAGAAGGAAUCCACAAAAGUGAACAAAAAGGACCAACCAGGUAGGUAAGAGGAAAACCAAGAAAAUUGGUAUCACUUGCAUGUAGGCCAAUGGAGAGUCCUAAGCAUGGAGUAGCCACGGGCAUAUAGGCUACAAAAAUCAAAUAAGACCAUAAUGAAGCCAGGAACAGUAGCUUACACCUGUAAUCCCAGUAAUCUGGGAGGUUGAGGCAAGAGGAUUACAAAUUUGAGGUCAUCCUGGACAACAUUGAGAUUCUGUCUCAAAAAAAAAUUAUAAUGGAGAAGUUUCCAAUGAAUGUAGAGGAAAGAGGGCACUAGUGACCUUGGCAAGAACCACGUCAAUGGAGUAAGUUGGGGGAGAAGUAGUUUGGGGAGAGAGAAGGCAGAGGGAGGUGAGGAAGGAAAGAAUUAAAAUUAGGCAACUCUAAAAAAAGUCACACAACUCUAAUCAUGUAGCUGUGAACGGAAGGAAAGAGUGGUAUCGGGAGAGGUUUUUAAAAGCUGGACAAGGGUAAUGGUUAGAAGAGUCCACCCCGGGAAGAUGAAAGAGGGAGAGAGUAGAUUCUAAAGAAGGGCUUGGGGAGUUGUGGAGGGAGGCGAUAAGGACUUGUAUUCAGAAGGGAGAUUGUUCCCUGGGUCACAGGAGACCCUAUCAGUCUGGCAUUUCCUCCCCAUCCUCAUCCCUUUCCUGCCCCUGGCCUGACUCUCACUGGAGCUGGAAGACAGAAGGACGGAGUCACCCCCUGGAAGAAGCUCUGUGUCUUUGGAGGUGUUUCUGUGUGACUGUCCCCAUGUCUCUCCUCCUCUUGUUGCUCCUGCUGCCAAGCCCCUUAUACUCCCAUUCCAUCUGUGACAUCUCCAAACCGGCCAGCCAACUGGAAGUGAACUGUGAAAAACAGAACCUGACAAUGCUGCCUGCAGACUUGCCAGCAGACACAGCCAUCCUUCACCUGAGUGAGAACCUCCUGGUUACCUUCUCCACAGCAUCCCUGGUGCCUCUCACUGGCCUUACUCAGCUGUAUCUGGAUACAAAUCAGCUGAGCAGCCUGCAGACAGUUGGAAUGUUGCCACUUCUGGAGAUACUGGUUAUAUCUCACAAUGAACUGAAAAGCCUGCCAUUCCUAGGGCAGACACUGCCUGCACUCACUAUCCUGGACGUUUCCUUCAACCAGUUGGCCUCAUUGUCUCCUGGUGCAUUGAAUGGCCUCAGCAAACUUGAGGAACUCUACCUGCAACACAACAAGCUGAAGACUCUGCCCCCUGGGCUCCUGGAAACCACCACCCAGCUACAGAAGCUCAAUCUUGCCAACAAUAAGCUCAGUGAGCUACCUCCUGGCCUCCUGAAUGGGUUGGAGGAGCUUGACACCCUCUACCUCCAAGCAAACUGGCUAUACACGAUACCAAAGGGCUUCUUUGGGAAACUCGGCAUUUCUUUUGUUUUUCUCCAUAGCAAUAUCUGGUAUUGUGACUGUGAGAUUCUCUAUUUCCGUCACUGGCUGGAGAAAAACCCCAGCAACGUCUACGUAUGGAAGGAGGAUAUGGAUGUCAAAGACAUGACCUCCAAUGUGACCAGUGUGCAAUGUAGCAAUUUGAACAAAACACCUGUCUAUAACUAUACAGGGGAAAAUUGCCCCCCUAUUGGUGAUGUGGAUGAGCAUGAUUACUAUGAUGAUACCGACAUGGAAGAAACCACAAAGACUAUGGCCAAACUCUCUACCAACACCAAAGCCUAUACAACCCACUGGGACCUACUCUACUCCAAAUCUACCGCUUCUCUGACUCAAAUGCCCUCUUUGCCUCCAACUGAAGAAUUCACCAAGAGACAGACCAUAUUCCUACAUAGACAGAUCCCAGAUUCCUCCACAUUCCCAACAGCCAUAGAAUCUACCACAUUAUCCAAAAGUCUAAAACCUACUAAUGAACCCAUCACAACCCUGACCACACCAAACUCAAUCAAGCCAGAACCCCCAACUACCCCAGAGCCCACCACAAUCCUGACUUCCCCACAGCCUACUACUGCCUUGAUCUCCCCGGAGACCACCACAACCCUAAUUAUGUCAAUACCCCCAAUCUCAAUCACCCCAGAGCCUAUCAUAGCCCUGACCUACCUGGAGGCCACCACAACCCUGACUUCCCCAGUGGCCACUACAGCCCUGACCUCUCCAGAGCCUACCACAGCCUUGACCUCCCCAGAGGCUAUCAUAACCCUAACCAUGUCAGUACCCCUAACCUCAAUCACUGCAGAGCCCACCACAGAAUAUACCUCAUUCCCUACUAACUCAGGCUCCCUCACAAUCUCUCCUGAAUCUGAAAUGGUCUUAGCAGCUCAAGGGAAUUUUCACAGCGCCAGAAAUUACCCUUUUCUCAACCCUGACAUUUGCUGCUUUCUCCCCUUGGGCUUCUACAUCUUGGGUCUCCUCUGGCUCCUGAUUGCCUCUAUGGUCCUUAUCCUACUGCUGACCUGGGUCUGGCAUAUGAAACCACAUGCCCUGGACUCUGACCAGUCUGCUGCCCUGGCCACAGCCAUAGAAACCACAUAUCUGGAGGUGCAGAGGGGAAGGCAAGUGACUGUGCCUCGGGCCUGGCUGCUCUUCCUUCAAGGAUCACUCCCCACUUUCCGUUCUAGCCUCUUUCUGUGGGUACGGGCUAAUGGUCGCAUAGGGCCUCUGAUAUCACGACGGUGGCCCUCAGCCUUGAGUCAGGGUCGUGGUCAGGACUUGCUGGGAACAGUGAGUAUUAGGUAUGCUGGCCACAGCCUCUGAAGGUGGGUGGUUCGGAGGACCUUGAGUGUCUGAUGGUCUCUCCUAUUGGAAUUUGGCUGAGGGCAAGCCCACAGCAUCAGAGGAGGACUUAAUUACAGUUCCUUUAUUUGAAGCCUCCUCUUCAUAUCCAGACACUCAACUCCAGACUGUACAAAUCAAGAGGGGUAGUGAGAUGAUGGAGUUGUGAGGGUCACAGAACCAAGCUCCCUAGGUUAAUGGAGUGUUGUCAGGCCACAUGGUUAGUUUGGGGAAAUUUAAGGAAAAGCAGAUAAACAGAAUACUGCAUGGCUCCUACAGGCAUCCUUACAUAGAAGAAAAUUUGUGAUUUAUCAAGAUGAGAGCACUGAUUAUCUUUGAGUAUCAUAAAUAUGGAUCCCCCCCUCUGCUUAGUGUUUUAUAUUUCUCGACCAUCACUGUACGUUAUUUGUAGAAUAAAAAAAAAUAAAAAAAGAAAAUGUAGUUUCUUUUGGAACCAAAGUGGUUGAGGGGCUUGUUAAAAUAAUUCCCAAGGUC
Messenger RNA from Ictidomys tridecemlineatus (thirteen-lined ground squirrel), 3592 nucleotides. It is a transcript of the gene Gp1ba, whose product is annotated as glycoprotein Ib platelet subunit alpha. Gene Ontology annotation, molecular function: protein binding. NCBI's taxonomy places the organism in Eukaryota, Metazoa, Chordata, Mammalia, Rodentia, Sciuridae. Gene Ontology annotation, cellular component: plasma membrane. The record is from RefSeq and is a predicted model, not a curated record.